This is a messenger RNA of Hordeum vulgare subsp. vulgare (domesticated barley), 1960 nucleotides long. RefSeq lists its product as uncharacterized. The transcript has 5 exons. Lineage: Eukaryota; Viridiplantae; Streptophyta; Magnoliopsida; Poales; Poaceae. Bases 113 to 1219 code for a protein of 368 amino acids. The record is from RefSeq and is a predicted model, not a curated record.
ACCUCCUCCGCAGUCCGCUCCGAUCCAUCCCGUGCUGCCGCACCAGCCCAAAUCCCAAACCAAACCCUAGCCAGCGCCCCAGAUCCCUCCCCGCGCCGCCCGCCGCCUCGCCAUGAGGAUCCGCAGGUCCGCCUCCCGCCUGCUCGGCUCCGCCUACUCCGGCCCCACCCCGCCCCAAUCCGACCUCCCGCCCCCGCCCCCGCCCCCGCCCCCGCCGCCGCCAGUGCAGGCUGUGCAGCAGCCCUGCUCCUCCAACGCCGGGGGCGGCGGGAUCUCGGCCGGAGGGACCUCCUCCGCGGAGCCGGAGCGCUGCGAGCUCAGCCAGUCGCCGUGGGAGCUCAUGGCCCAGCUCGACCCCUCCGAUCCCAAGGAGGCUGAACUCUUCAUGGGGAAAUACUUCGUCAGUGUCGCAUGCCGGACCAGCUGGCUCUUCCAGACCAGCAUACUUGCCGCCUGCAUCAAGGGGGAGGAGGAAGAGGACUGGAAGGAGGAGGACAUGGCCGGAGAUAUGGUUGACGAGGUCUCUGCCAAACGGCGGCAUAAGGUUGCCAAGAAGAAGGCUGCGAAAAAGACGGUCAUGGAAAACAGAGGGGAUGACAAGUUUGCAUGGGGGCUGAACAAGUCCACGGAAAUUCAGAGUGAGGAUGACGCCUUCGUGCCUGCCGGAGGAGGAGAACUUUGGGUGUGCAAGAAGAAUGACGGCAAGAGGAGGUUUUGCCGGCGGCCGGUGAGCCAGCCUGAUUCCCUUUGCGUGUAUCACUCGGAUCCUAAGUCUGCGAUGCCGCCGGCUUCAUCGGCAGCCCUCAAAUCCGCCAGCAGCUCCAAGCCACGUAAGAGGAGGCGUGUCGAUGCAGGUGAGGGGUACUUAUACUACGCCGGGUUCGGCCCGUCCCUCAGCAAGAGGCAGAGAUCAAGCAGCAAUGUGCUGGAAUCUGUACCUGCUGAAGAAAAGGAGGAGGCACUGCCUGAAGAGCAUACUGCAGGUCCAGCCCAAACUGAUGAUGCAGACCAUCAAGCGGCGUCAGCACACGUUGAUGAGCCUAGCUGCGAUGAGAUGGCUGGGAUUGCGGGCGGCGACGAGGAGAGCAGUGACGGCGCACUUGGCUGCAACGAUGAACCCCGGGUUGUUGGCAACGGCAACAUCAAGAAGAAGAGCCCAUUUAAGAAGAGGUGGAGGAAGCCUGUUAAAGCCCGCUCACUCAAGUCAUUGAUGUGUUAGCAUGCUUAUACCUGCACAUGCAUGUGCACUUGGGUCUCCAUGUUUAAUUCAGAAGCAUAUAUGACGAUUCAGGUAGAGCUUGGGAGCAUAUAUUGAGAUCAUGGAAGAUACCAACUCUAUGGAUGAAGAAUCCCAUGGUUUGCUUAAGCCCUUGUGAGGAAGGAGAUAGCUGACGGAACUGACAGAGAAACCGGCUGCUCAAAGGAAAUAUCAUUUGAGGCAAGCAACCAAACAGAAAGCCCACAGGUGGGGUUGUUCCAGCGAGUAUCGAUGGAGGUUUCCAUUGGGGACGGUGGCCUCUUUGGCGGGCAGCAAGCCUGGGGUACUGGACAACGUAUCAUUAACAUAUGAAGUUCUUUCCUCUGAACUUUAUUCUACCCGGGCAGGAGGAUGACAGCGAUCUCUUUCUCCUUUUGUGUCUGGUUCACUACCAUGUGAAGGAACCCAUAUGGUUCUGUAAUCAACAGAUAUAUUAACCUCCCAUUAUUUGGAGCGUUUUGGUGCUUCGAGGGUUAUGCGGUCGCUGAGGGCCCUACUUGUAAGGUUGCAUGCUUAGUUUUAUUUCUCCUUCUCUUUUUUUUACACAUUUUAAUUCAUGAGCACUUAUUAAUUUGAGAACAUUAAAAAGCAAAAAAUAAUUGCAGUUCACAUUUUGUAGGUUCAUUAAUAUUUAUUAUUUUCGUGGAUAUUAAAGUUUGUGAACAUUUUUAAAUUUUGAAAGCUAAGGUUGUGUGAUGUUUA